AUGUACAAAGACAUUUCUACCCCUCGCUUGUUACUGCAGCCUAUCCAAACGAAUGAAGAGGGGUCCGUUGAUCUCGCGAGAUUUCACGCAUUAUGGAGCAACGACCAAGCAACAAAAUGGAGUCUUCGAGGGCCAUGCAAAACAAUAGCGGAAAGUAAGGCCUGGAUGGCAGGAAUUAUUCCACUGCCGAUGCCAACCAAUAAAAUACGAGUUCCAUACUGGGUACUGUAUUCGGAAAGAGACGGGAAGUUAAUUCAGCCUUUGGAGGUCGACCAGAAGGAAUGGAAAAUGGCCGGUAUUGUAACUCUACUUUGUACCAAUUUCAAACUGGAAGGCGAGACGGAUGAUUGCGAACGCGGCGAUAACGAGCCAUAUAAAGCGGUUGAACUAGGUUAUCUCUUUAUGCCGGAAGUAUGGGGCAAGGGAGUCGCAACAGAAAGCGUCCAGGCAGUGGUUGACUAUUACAAAGAGCUUAUGCACAGGGACAUGGCAGUUGGAAUCCCCCGUGAAAUACAGGCUACUGCCCACAAGAAAAACAUUGGCAGCAGACGUGUGUUAGAGAAGACUGGUUUCAAAGAAGUUGGCCGGUUUGAAGGGCGAGCCAACUUGCCAUUGGUGGAGGAGUCGCUUACACAUACAGCGGUGCACUACCGUAUGGUGUAG
This is a messenger RNA of [Torrubiella] hemipterigena, 663 nucleotides long. NCBI's taxonomy places the organism in Eukaryota, Fungi, Ascomycota, Sordariomycetes, Hypocreales, Clavicipitaceae. The record is from the annotation of a GenBank genome assembly.